Molecule: messenger RNA, 2701 nt
Organism: Oryzias melastigma (Indian medaka)
Lineage: Eukaryota; Metazoa; Chordata; Actinopteri; Beloniformes; Adrianichthyidae
Gene: stxbp1b
Product: syntaxin binding protein 1b
Exons: 20
Coding region: 97-1908 (603 amino acids)
Biological process (GO): intracellular protein transport; neurotransmitter secretion; vesicle-mediated transport
Cellular component (GO): plasma membrane; secretory granule
Molecular function (GO): syntaxin binding
Source: RefSeq, a predicted model, not a curated record
CCUGUAAGACGCGGGCUUUUAUUGUGGAGCCCGCUGGACCGGAAGCGCGCUCGUCCUCAUCUCCUGCUCUGCGUGUGCGUGUGGACGCGCGGCAACAUGCCUCCUCUUGGACUGAAAGCCAUUGUUGGGGAAAAGAUCAUGAACAAUGUCAUCAAGAAAGCCAGAGAAAAAGGAAAAUGGAAGGUUCUGGUGGUGGACAAGCUGAGCAUGAAGAUGGUGUCCUCCUGCUGUAAGAUGACAGACAUCAUGUCCGAGGGAAUCACCAUUGUGGAGGACAUAACGAAGCGGCGUGAGCCUCUGCCCAGCAUGGAGGCCAUCUACCUGAUCUCCCCCUCAGAUGAGUCUGUGGAAGGUCUCAUCGAUGACUUCAGAGACCCGCAGAAUCCCCGGUACCGAGCGGCCCACGUCUUCUUCACUGACACAAUACCAGACUCCUUGUUCGGACUGCUGACCAAAUCCCGCGCCUCCAAAGCCAUGAAGGCCUUGACUGAGAUCCACAUAGCCUUCCUGCCGUACGAGUCUCAGGUGUUCGCCCUGGACAAAGCCGAUGCCUUCCAGGAUUUCUACAGCCCCUUCAAGGCUGACGUAAAGAACAACAUGCUGGAGCGCUGCGCAGAGCAGAUCGCCACCAUGUGUGCCACGCUCAAAGAGUAUCCUGGAGUCCGGUACAGAGGGGACUACAAAGACUGUGCAGUUCUGGCGCAGAUGCUGCAGGAGAAGCUGGACGGCUACAAGGCUGAUGACCCCACCAUGGGAGAGGGUCCAGACAAGUGCCGCACUCAGCUGCUCAUUGUGGACCGCGGCUUCGACCCGGUGUCCCCCCUCCUGCAUGAGCUGACUCUGCAGGCCAUGGCCUACGACCUGCUGGGCGUUGAAAAUGACGUGUACAGGUUUGAGACCAGCGGGAUGGGGGAGACCAGGAUGAAGGAGGUGGUGCUGGACGAGGAUGACGACCUGUGGCUGAGUCUGAGACACAAACACAUCGCUGAGGUCUCCACGGCUGUCACUCGCUCUUUGAAGGAGUUUUCUGCCAGCAAGAAGAUGAACACUGGAGAAAAGACCACCAUGAAGGAGCUGUCUCAGAUGCUGAAGAAGAUGCCUCAGUACCAGAAAGAGCUCAGUAAGUACUCUACACACCUCCACCUGGCAGAGGACUGCAUGAACCGCUACCAGGGCACCGUGGAUAAACUGUGCCGCGUGGAACAGGACCUGGCCAUGGGCUCGGAUGCAGAGGGGGAGAAAAUUAAGGAUCCCAUGCGGCUCAUCGUCCCCAUUCUGCUGGACGCCAAUGUCAGCGUGUUUGACAAGAUCCGCAUCAUCUUGCUCUACAUCUUCCUAAAAAACGGUGUGACUGAGGAGAACCUGUGUAAGCUCCUCCAGCAUGCCAGCAUCCCGCCUGAAGACAGUGACAUCAUUUCCAACAUGGCCCACAUGGGGGUUCCCAUUAUCUCAGAGGGAACUGCCAAGAAGGCCAAGAAGCCGGAUCGUAAGGAGCGUGUCAGUGAGCAGACCUACCAGCUCUCCAGAUGGACUCCUCUCAUCAAAGACCUCAUCGAGGAUGCAAUUGAGGACAAACUUGACCCAAAGCAGUACCCAUACAUUUCCCAGCGACAGGUUUCAGCCAAAGCCAGCGCUCCAUCGAGUGCUCGAUAUGGGAACUGGCACAAGAACAGGGGGCCCACAGAGAUGAAGACCGGACCCCGGAUCAUCGUCUUCAUCAUUGGAGGCGUGACCUACAGCGAGAUGCGCUGCGUGUACGAGGUCACGCAGGCCAAUGGCAAGUGGGAGGCGCUGGUUGGCUCCACCCACAUCCUCACACCUACCAAAUACCUGAAGGAGCUGCAGCAUCCUGACUUCCUGGACCCCAAUGCCCCACCAGAGGGCAGUGUGGAGCCGCCUGCUGAAUGAAGAGAGCUUGGAAGAUUAACGGGGAUCUUCUCUCCUUCUCGCCUUCUGAAAGCCCUCAAGGACGAAGAGCAGACCAGAUAAGACACUCUCCCCCACCUCUUCAAGCAUUGACCCCCCCUCGAGAUCUAUGUACACCGAGUCCUGUAUAAACGUCUUUCUGCUGUAAAAUGAGGCUCUGCUGAACUAAAAAUGUUGACUUUGACGGAUGUGUUGAUGCUCAUCAGAGUUUGUAAAGUUACUGAAGUUGUGUUAAGCUGUUUUUCUUGUGAAGUUGAUGUACGUCUCUUUGUUUAGAUGAAUGGAUGAAUUCCACCCUUUAAGUUUCCUCUGAUUCCAAGUUGAAACUGCAAAGCAAAGCCAGUUAGCUCAAAUAGUCUAAAUGCAACAAGCUUCAAUCAGAACUUCUUUUCAUACCAAAUAACUCUCAACAUAACCUAAUCUAACAGUCAUUUGUUCCACUCGUGUCAUUGGACAAAUGGAAAUGUAUUUUUAUUCUAAAAUCUUCUUUUUCUUGAUGAGUUUUGUGUUUUUCCAUGUGAACAGCAAACAGAAGAUGAACAUGAGGUUGAUGUGAUUUCACUCAGAGGUGAAGAAGCCUUUAAACAUGGAAAUGUGCUGUGUCUGUGUGUCAGCCAUGUUUCUGAAGCUUCUUCUUUAAUUAGAGUAUUCCUGCUGGAUCUUUGUGCUUGACCAUUAGUAAUACUCUCAAUAGUAUUAUCCAGUCAAAGACCAACACUGUGUGUGGUUACAAGUCUUUUAUGUGUUACGUACCAUUAAAGUGGCUUUCAAAAAA